CAGAAUUUCAGUUGUACUUCCACUUCUUUGUACGACGGUUCAUCUACUUACCAUGAGACCAUGGAAAAGAACGGCUCUGCUUCUGGCACUCCUGUUGUCCUUUUCUCGGAGCCAUGCUCAGUGGACGUCAACCCUCACUAACCAAGCCAUACUCUCACCUGUGCAGAGCAUCGUUCCCGUCGUCUCUGAAUGCGAUUGCAAAGCGCUAUGCAGCGAGGACAACAGUUGCAUGGCCAUUUCGUAUGAUGCUGUGGGCGACACGUGCACCAUCAGUGAAGGGACUCAGAGUUCGUUGAGAACGCAAAAUCAACUUGAGACCGUCACCUAUACCAAGUUCUCAUACACGCCUCCUGCUCCAAUCCUCUUCAUGUCGGCUCAAAUUACAUCGAACUUUUCUCGGACACUUUUGACUGAGAUGUGUGCUGCUGAGAAUGGGUUCCCAUUCAUCAUCCGGACCGUAGAUCAACGCGAAGAAGCUAAGCACCUGGUUUGGACUACAGGGUACAGGAUAACUCUGAACGAGAUCACGCCCUACCUGGACGGAGGGCUGGUGUACGGCACCGCCAAGGGCUGGGCCGACGCCCUACGCACCUUCAGCAACGGCAGCCUCGCCCCCCACGGCCUGCUGGCCUGGCACGACCAGGUGCUGCUCUGUCUCUAG
Hyalella azteca is the source of this 661-nucleotide messenger RNA. RefSeq lists its product as uncharacterized. Bases 53 to 661 code for a protein of 202 amino acids. The record is from RefSeq and is a predicted model, not a curated record. Gene Ontology annotation, biological process: response to oxidative stress. Gene Ontology annotation, molecular function: heme binding; peroxidase activity. The transcript is spliced from 6 exons. Lineage: Eukaryota; Metazoa; Arthropoda; Malacostraca; Amphipoda; Hyalellidae.